Molecule: messenger RNA, 378 nt
Organism: Plasmodium gallinaceum
Lineage: Eukaryota; Apicomplexa; Aconoidasida; Haemosporida; Plasmodiidae
Product: antigen UB05, putative
Exons: 4
Coding region: 1-378 (125 amino acids)
Source: RefSeq, a predicted model, not a curated record
AUGGGGUCACACAUUCAAGCAUCAAGAUUUUUAGAUAGUGCUGUAUUGUCUUUAUUUGCUAUGAUUAUAUCGGCGUCUUUUCUUUAUAUGUUUUCAGAAUUUUAUACAUUAUCAAUUGAAUCAAAAAUAUUUAAUAAUAAAAUAAGUCUUAUUUUAUCUCGCUUGUUUCCUUUUAAAAAAACCUUUGAAUAUAAUUUAACGCAUAUAUUACUUCUUACAAUAUGUAUCAUUAUUCUUAGUCUAAAACCCGAUUAUGAUUUUCAUAAUAAGAUAAAUGUAAAAGAGUCAACAAACAAAAAUAUUCAAAAUAAAGAGGAAUAUUCACAAGAAAGUGAGGAAAGUGAUACUAAAAGAAAAGCACGAGAAAAAAGAAAGUAA